UAUCAACUCACCAACCCAACCCAACCCGCCCCCCACGCACGCUCGUAACCCUCGCCCAAUCUCACUUCUCUCCAACAAUUCAUGAAUUCACACAUAUACGUACACAACAUGUAUCUCUCUUUUUUCCCUUAAAUUUCCCCAAUUUUCUGAUUCUUUUUCCCUUCUCUUGAGUGGGUUCUCGUUCUACCCUGGAUUGAACAGCUGCAACAAAAUCUAUGCGAUCUCCUCCUCCCUUUCUCUCUCUAUAACAACGGGGCUUUUGUCUCUAGGGUUUUGGAAGCUGUAAUUCUACUGAUUAAGAUUCUUGCUUUUUCACCUCAAUUAUAUAGGGUUUAUAUUUUUUAAUAGAGGGGUCUGUAAUACAUAUACAAAUUUUUCUCCUUGGGUUCAAACUUUCACUGGGAGUUGGAAUUCAUUGGCUUGUGGGACUCGGAAGGUAGUCUCACUGUGGCAUUGCUGAUAAAUCAUAAUAAAUUUGUUAGCCACUUAUUGGUAUAUGUGUCAUGGUGCAUCUUGAAUGAUUGCCAGCAUGGACUUAAAUGCAUCACCACAACCAGAGGAUGAUGAAAAUGAUGAAAUUGAUAAGUUCUUCAGAGAACACCUAGAGGAGGAAUCAGAAGAGCCUAUUGUAGAACACAGCAUUGAACAUGCGGAUUAUGUAGUGAGUGCUGUAGAAAUUUCACGCAGGGAGCGUGAGGAAAGAAUUCAACGACUUAAAAGACAACGUCCGGAUGACAGGCCAGCAUAUGCGUCUCAACCACGUAUGCAUGAUGGAAUGUUUCAAGCAAAAAAACUGAGGCCUUCUAACAAGCUUCCUCCAGGUUGGUUGGAUUGCCCUUCUUCUGGUCAGGAUAUAGGUUGCAUAAUUCCUUCUAAAGUUCCCCUUGGUGAACACUUCAAUGAUUGUAUUGAACCUGGCAAGAGAUACUCAUUUAGGCAAGUGCUGCAUCGACAGAGAGUCUUGGGAAGAAAGCUGGGUUUGGUGAUUGAUCUUACAAAUACCACUAGGUACUAUUCAACUCAUGAAUUUGUAAAAGAAGGAAUCAAGCAUGUCAAGAUUAUGUGCAAGGGACGUGAUUCUGUGCCUGACAAUGAGUCAGUCAAUUUAUUUGUAUUUGAGGUUUUACAGUUCCUUGCUCGACAGAAGCAUUCGAAAAAGUACAUUCUUGUCCAUUGUACACAUGGACAUAAUCGCACUGGGUAUAUGAUUGUUCAUUAUCUUAUGCGUACACUACCUAUAUCUGUUACUCAGGCAAUACAAAUAUUUGCUGAAUCACGGCCUCCUGGUAUAUAUAAAUCAGACUAUAUUGAUGCCUUGUACACUUUUUAUCAUGAGAAGAAACCUGAAACGGUUGUUUGCCCUCUAACUCCUGAGUGGAAGAGAUCUUGUGAAUUUGAUUUGAACGGUGUUGCUAUGCCAGAUGAUGAUGAUGAUGGAGGGGCUGUAGCUCCUUCACAUGAUAAUCAAGAACCUCAUAUUGUAAUGACAAAUGAUGACCUUCUGGGAGAUAGUAUUCCAUCUGAUCAGCAGAAUUCUCUACGACAGAUCUGCUACCAAUUUCUGAAGUUGCAGCUACCUGGGGGAAGAAAUCCUCAAUUUCCUGGGUCACAUCCAGUUUCUCUAAACAGGGACAACUUACAAUUGUUGAGGCAGCGUUACUAUUAUGCCACAUGGAAAGCUGAUGGAACAAGAUAUAUGAUGCUAAUUACUAUGGACGGUUGCUAUUUAAUUGAUAGACACUUCAACUUUCGAAGGGUUCAGAUGAGAUUUCCGUGCAAACAAUCCCAUGAAGGUUUAGCUGAGAAGACCUUCCAUCACUUCACAUUACUUGAUGGGGAAAUGAUAAUUGAUACCGUACCUGACACACAGAAGCAGGAAAGAAGAUAUCUGAUAUAUGACAUGAUGGCACUCAAUUACAUGUCUGUCACAGAGCGGCCCUUUCACGAGCGAUGGAAAAUGAUUGAGAAAGAAGUGAUUGAACCUCGAAAUUAUGAACGGUGCCAUAUAUACCAGAGCAAAAAUCCAUAUUACAGAUAUGAAUUGGAACCCUUCAGGGUUAGAAGGAAGGAUUUUUGGCUCCUUUCUGCUGUCACAAAAGUUUUGAAGGAAUUCAUCCCAAAACUUUCACAUGAAGCAGAUGGUCUCAUUUUUCAGGGUUGGGAUGAUCCUUAUGUUACGAGGACCCAUGAGGGCCUGUUGAAGUGGAAAUACCCAGAGAUGAACUCUGUUGAUUUCCUCUUUGAGGUCCUUGAUGAUCGAGAACUACUUUAUCUAAAUGAACGAGGAAAGAAGAAGCUGAUGGAUGGGAACAGGGUCGUAUUCCCAGAUUCUUCUGAUCCAUCAGAGCUCUCGGGUAAAAUUAUUGAAUGCUCUUGGGAUUCUGAUAAUCAAGUGUGGGUGUGCAUGAGGGUUAGGGUAGACAAAGGAACACCGAAUGACUUCAACACAUAUCGAAAGGUGCUGAGAAGUAUCAAAGACAAUAUCACAGAGGACAUUUUGUUAGCUGAGAUCCAAGAGAUUAUUUGUUUGCCAAUGUAUGCAGACAGGAUCCACAUUGAAAGCAAACAUUCAAGCCAAGCACGGAGAAGGUAGUAAGUCAUUAAGUUGGCAACAUAAACGAGCGGAUACUAGUAACUAGACUAGACGGGUUUCAUAUUUAGAGUUGCAAUUGUUGGUUGGCUUAUAGUUUAGCUAUGGGUCUGGUCGUCACACAUGGCGCCUUAUGUUGAUGACUUGAGAAUUAUAGGAUUGGCAUGGUGGUGUUAGCAAUAUGGUUGGGGGUGGAGUUGUUUUAGCUUACAGUUUUACAAAUUGCAGGCAGGAGUUAGCAUAGAAGCGAACCACAUGUAUAUUAGUUGUUGCAGCAGCAUUAUACAUUAGCCAUUUGGUAAAUUGUCAAAAAGCUAGUUCUCUCAUGUUUUAGUCUUUUGCUUGUGAAUAUGAUCUGGAAGAGCCACCAAGUUGUAUUCCUAACUUUUUAACCAUAUGCGCUGCGCUGACCUACAAAUAAAUCCCCAUUUCCUUCUA
Messenger RNA from Ipomoea triloba (trilobed morning glory), 3028 nucleotides. RefSeq names its product mRNA-capping enzyme-like. The transcript is spliced from 18 exons. Gene Ontology annotation, biological process: protein dephosphorylation; 7-methylguanosine mRNA capping. Gene Ontology annotation, molecular function: ATP binding; mRNA guanylyltransferase activity; mRNA 5'-triphosphate monophosphatase activity. Lineage: Eukaryota; Viridiplantae; Streptophyta; Magnoliopsida; Solanales; Convolvulaceae. Bases 518 to 2593 code for a protein of 691 amino acids. The record is from RefSeq and is a predicted model, not a curated record.